AUCUGAUUGAGGAGUGCAGAGCAGGGGAGAGCCUAUGCCAUCCGCUCAGCUGAUACGAAACAACGCCUUCCAAGACUAGUCCAAAACCUUUCAAGCUUCCAUAACACAUCAACUAUCUGAGAGAGAUCUCUUCAUUUACUCCCGUACAACCUCAAGAGAAAAGGGUCCAAAAUGUCUCAGAAGAUCAAAGCCGGUUCUGUGGUCGAGAUGCAAGGAGAUGAGAUGACUAGGGUAAUAUGGGAGCUCAUAAAAGAGAAACUCAUCUUUCCUUAUCUGGAGCUGGACCUGCACAGCUUUGACCUGGGAAUGGAGAACCGCGAUGCCACCGACGACAAGGUGACGGUUGAGGCGGCGGAGGCUGUGAGGCGCUACAACGUUGGCAUCAAGUGCGCCACCAUCACUCCUGAUGAGAAGCGUGUGGAGGAGUUCAAGCUCAAGAAGAUGUGGCGCUCUCCCAAUGGAACAAUCAGGAACAUCCUGGGUGGCACUGUGUUCCGAGAGGCUAUUAUCUGCAAAAACAUUCCCCGCUUGGUUCCAGGCUGGAUCAAGCCUAUAAUUAUUGGCAGACACGCACAUGGUGACCAGUACAAAGCUACAGAUUUUGUUGUCCCAGGCCCUGGAACAGUGGAAAUGACGUACACUCCCAAAAACGGAGGGGAGCCGCUUAAGUUUGUUGUCCAUGACUUUGAAGGUACUGGUGGAGUUGCUCUGGGGAUGUACAACACAGACAGCUCAAUCCGAGACUUUGCUCACAGCUCUUUACAGAUGGGGUUGACCAAAGGCUGGCCGAUGUAUCUCAGCACCAAGAACACCAUCCUGAAGAAAUAUGAUGGCCGUUUCAAAGAUAUUUUCCAGGAGAUCUAUGAAAAAGACUACAAGGCUCAGUAUGAGGCCAAAGGCAUCUGGUAUGAGCAUCGGCUGAUUGAUGACAUGGUGGCUCAGGCCAUGAAGUCUGAAGGUGGCUUUAUCUGGGCCUGCAAGAACUAUGAUGGAGACGUGCAGUCAGACUCUGUAGCUCAGGGUUAUGGGUCACUGGGUAUGAUGACCAGCGUGCUCAUAUGUCCUGACGGGCGUACUGUAGAAGCUGAGGCAGCCCAUGGCACCGUCACGCGGCAUUAUCGGAUGCACCAGCAGGGCAAGGAGACGUCCACCAACCCCAUCGCCUCGAUCUUUGCGUGGACGCGAGGGCUGCUGCACCGGGCGGAGCUGGAUAAGAACGCAGAGCUGCGUGUGUUUGCUGAGGCACUAGAGGCCGUUUGUAUUGAGACCAUUGAAGCUGGUUUCAUGACCAAGGACCUGGCCAUCUGCAUCAAGGGCAUGUCUGGUGUUGCACGCUCAGAUUACCUCAACACUUUUGAGUUCUUGGACAAACUGGCCGAGAAUCUGAAGAUAAAGUUGUCAAGCCAGCCCAAACUGUAAAGAUGCUGGAUUUUGAUGGGGUGUCCACGCGCACGCAGCCCUCAACCCACGUCAAGCCGCAUCUCCUGUCUAACCGGGACCAAAGACAGAGAAAUUGACUUCACCACUACAACCAGUAGGGGAAGCAGUGCACUUUCAACUGGAAGACAUGAAAGUGCCUUUUUAAAUGGAAGGAGCUACUGUAACCUUCAUUAUGCUUUUAAAAACAAAUUGGAAACAUUCAUAUAGGAAAUUUUUAUCUAUAUUUAUACAUUUUAUCAUUGCCAUUUUAUUUUUAAUCAUGCCCCCUGUAGUGCAUAAAUAUGUGUAUUAAUGUUCUACUGCUAUAGUGCAGCCCAUCUCUCAGGUGCUUGAAAACCUGUUGCCUUAUCAAAUGCAUCUGUAAUUCGUCUUCAGACAGCCACUCUUGAAGCCAUCCCAAGAACCGCAAGAUUAGGUCUUAACAAUGUAAAUACCUGCUUUUAACUGAAAUGCUGGUAGUUGACACCGGUAGACAUUCCUCUUCAUUCUUCAACACUCUGUACCACUGUCUGUCACCGUUUUACAAACUAAUUUCCUUAUGUUUCGGUUUAUGUCAGUCUGUGUGCUCAUGUGAUCAGGUCUUGUGAUAUGACGUCAAUAAUAAAUGAGACUUUUUAAGAAGAGUAUCUCA
This is a messenger RNA of Rhinichthys klamathensis goyatoka, 2071 nucleotides long. RefSeq names its product isocitrate dehydrogenase (NADP(+)) 1 (gene idh1). The coding region runs from base 172 to 1419 and encodes 415 amino acids. The record is from RefSeq and is a predicted model, not a curated record. Gene Ontology annotation, biological process: isocitrate metabolic process. The transcript has 9 exons. Lineage: Eukaryota; Metazoa; Chordata; Actinopteri; Cypriniformes; Leuciscidae. Gene Ontology annotation, cellular component: cytosol; peroxisome; mitochondrion. Gene Ontology annotation, molecular function: magnesium ion binding; NAD binding; isocitrate dehydrogenase (NADP+) activity.